Messenger RNA from Hyaloscypha bicolor E, 849 nucleotides. RefSeq lists its product as uncharacterized. The coding region runs from base 1 to 849 and encodes 282 amino acids. Lineage: Eukaryota; Fungi; Ascomycota; Leotiomycetes; Helotiales; Hyaloscyphaceae. The transcript has a single exon. The record is from RefSeq and is a predicted model, not a curated record.
AUGACUUCACGAUACUUCCAUACUCGUCAUAAAUACCCUCCCCCAACGAUCAAAACAACAUUCCCCUUCACCUCCUCCCGAAAGUUCACCAAUUUCUCGAAACUACCUACAGAAUUGCGCCUGAAGAUAUGGCGACAUUGCUUUCCCAAACCCCGCGCGAUCGUCAUUUAUACAAAGCACCUUGGCUGGGACGAUAGCGGCCGAAGAGUCCACCGCUACGAUUCUUCCAAGCUUCACCCGACCAUUCUAGCAGUGAACCGCGAGUCCCGGAAUGAAGCCCUCAACUUCUACAUCAUGAUCCAUGGCCCCAACAGCUUUUGUGUGGCCUUCGACAACGACAGGGACACAAUUUAUAGCAUGACGCCACCAUCUGAAUGGAUACACGGUGAUCUGAGCCUCAAGCUCUUCGAGGAGCCUAUGUUCGAGUGUUUAGCCAUAGGAAGAGGACAGGAUGCCGUUUUCCACAACGACGUGCGAAUCAAGUCCCUCGCAGUUAACGAAGCAGACCUGAAGAAUUCGGGCAUGGCAAGGCAAUACCUCGAAUUAGAUGAGCUAAUUAUCGUCCUCCCGUCAUCGCUCGGAUUCCGACGGUCAGAUAUUGGAGGAGGCGCCCAAGUUCCACCACUGAUUCUGGGAAGUCCACCGCACCUGGAAAGAGGAGAAGCGCAACAGAAGAUUUUGAGAGAAAUGGAGAAGUGUGUAAAGAGGGAAUUGAAGGAGGAAGAGAAUAAGGGGAAGGAAAUAAAGCUGCCAGUUAUCAAGGUUGUCCAGUGGGGGACUCUAAGGACAGAAGAGGACUUCUUUUGCGUUCAUGUUACGCCCUUAAGCUUGAGGAAAGACCAUCUUUAG